Messenger RNA from Acomys russatus (golden spiny mouse), 3437 nucleotides. RefSeq names its product platelet endothelial aggregation receptor 1 (gene Pear1). The record is from RefSeq and is a predicted model, not a curated record. Gene Ontology annotation, cellular component: membrane. Lineage: Eukaryota; Metazoa; Chordata; Mammalia; Rodentia; Muridae. The coding region runs from base 96 to 3212 and encodes 1038 amino acids. Gene Ontology annotation, molecular function: protein binding. The transcript is spliced from 23 exons.
CUCCCCAGGCUGAUGCUGGCCAUCACUGAUGUGUCCUUCCGGCUGCCGGCUGCCUUGCUGUUCAGCUGCUGUGUGCCCUACUGCAGGCCUCUGCAAUGGUGCCACUUCUGCGCCCCCUCUUUCUCCUGGCCCUAGGCCUGGAUCUGGCUGGAACGCUCAACUCCAAUGAUCCCAAUGUCUGCACCUUUUGGGAAAGCUUUACCACCACCACCAAGGAGUCCCACUUGCGCCCCUUCAGCCUACUCCCAGCUGUGUCCUGUGACAGGCCCUGGGAGGACCCACACACCUGUCCUCAGCCCACGGUUGUCUACCGGACUGUGUACCGCCAGGUGGUGAAGAUGGGUUCCCGCCCACGCCUGCAGUGCUGUGGGGGUUACUACGAGAGCAGUGGGGCCUGUGUCCCACUCUGUGCCAAGGAGUGUGUCCAUGGUCGCUGUGUGGCUCCUAAUCAGUGCCAGUGUGCACCAGGUUGGCGGGGUGAUGAUUGCUCUAGUGAGUGUGCCCCAGGAGUGUGGGGACCACAGUGUGACAUCAUCUGCCAGUGCGGCAACAGCAGUUCCUGUGAUCCCAAGAGUGGGGCGUGUUUUUGUUCCUCUGGCCUGCAGCCCCCCAACUGUCUUCAGCCUUGCCCUCCUGGCCAUUAUGGCCCUGCCUGCCAGUUUGGUUGCCAGUGCCAUGGGGCAUCCUGUGACCCCCAGAAUGGAGCCUGCUUCUGCCCCCCAGGGAGAACAGGACCCAGCUGUAAGGUGCCCUGUUUACAGCGAACUGGUGGCUUCCUCUGCCCUCUAACCUCUCCUUGCCAAAAUGGAGGUGUUCCUCGGGACUUCCAGGGCUCCUGCAGCUGCCCACCGGGCUGGAUGGGUGUUAUCUGUUCCCUGCCCUGCCCAGAGGGUUACUACGGCCCCAACUGUACUCAGGAAUGUCGCUGCCACAAUGGUGGCCUCUGUGACCGGUUUACUGGGCAGUGUCAUUGUGCUCCGGGCUAUAUCGGGGAUCGGUGCAAUGAGGAGUGUCCCGUGGGCCGAUUCGGGCAAGACUGUGCCGAGACCUGCGACUGCGCCACUGGAACUCGUUGCUUUCCUGCCAAUGGCGCGUGUCUGUGUGAGCAUGGCUUCACAGGCGACCGGUGUGCCGAGCGCCUCUGUCCAGAUGGCCGCUAUGGCCUCAGCUGCCAGGAGCCUUGCAGCUGCGACCCAGAACACAGUAUCAGCUGCCACCCUAUGCAUGGCGAGUGCUCUUGCCAGCCAGGCUGGGCGGGCCUUCACUGCAAUGAGAGCUGCCCGCAGGACACCCACGGGCCAGGCUGCCAGGAGCACUGCCUCUGUCUGCAUGGUGGCGUCUGCCUUGCUGAUAGUGGCCUUUGCCAGUGCUCACCCGGCUACACGGGACCUCACUGCGCUAGCCUAUGUCCGCCCGACACAUACGGGAUCAACUGCUCUGCCCGUUGCUCCUGUGAAAAUGCCAUUGCCUGCUCUCCCAUUGAUGGCACAUGCAUCUGCAAGGAAGGGUGGCAGCGUGGUAACUGCUCUGUGCCCUGUCCCCCUGGCACCUGGGGCUUCGGUUGCAAUGCCAGCUGCCAGUGUGCCAAUGAGGGAGUCUGCAGCCCCCAAACUGGAGCCUGUACUUGUACCUCUGGGUGGCAUGGAGCUCACUGCCAGAAUCCCUGCCCAACGGGACAGUUUGGUGAAGGCUGUGCCAGUGUCUGUGACUGUGAGCACUCCGAUGGCUGUGACCCUGUUCACGGACGCUGCCGAUGUCAGGCUGGCUGGAUUGGCACGCGAUGCCACCUGCCUUGCCCAGAGGGGUUUUGGGGAGCCAACUGCAGCAACACCUGUACCUGCAAAAAUGGGGGUACUUGUGUACCCGAGAAUGGCAACUGUGUGUGUGCACCAGGGUUCCGAGGCCCCUCCUGCCAGAGGCCCUGCCCGCCUGGUCGCUAUGGCAAACGCUGUGUGCUGUGCAAGUGCAACAACCAUUCGUCCUGCCACCCAUCGGAUGGGACCUGCUACUGUCUGGCAGGCUGGAUGGGCCCCAACUGCUCUGAAUCAUGUCCCCCAGGCCACUGGGGACUCGAAUGCUCCCAACCCUGUCAGUGUCAUCAUGGCGGAACCUGCCACCCUCACGAUGGGAGCUGUGCCUGUGCUCCGGGCUGGACUGGACCCUACUGCUUGGAAGGCUGCCCACCAGGAGUGUUUGGUGUCAACUGCUCCCGGCUAUGCCAGUGUGGCCCUGGAGAGAGGUGCCUCCCAGAGACUGGGGCCUGUGCCUGUCCCCCGGGACACAGUGGUGCACCCUGCAGAAUGGGAAGCCAGGAGUCCUUCACCAUCAUGCCCACCACUCCUAUGACCCAUAACCCACUGGGUGCGGUGAUUGGCAUUGCAGUGCUGGGGACCCUUGUGGUGGCCCUGGUGGCACUGUUCAUUGGCUACCGCCACUGGCAAAAAGGCAAGGAACACGAGCACUUGGCCGUGGCGUACAGCACUGGGCGGCUGGACGGCUCUGAUUAUGUCAUGCCAGAUGUCUCUCCGAGCUACAGUCACUACUAUUCGAACCCUAGCUAUCACACACUGUCUCAGUGUUCUCCUAACCCCCCACCUCCUAACAAGGUUCAGGGCAGCCAGCUCUUUGCCAGUUCUCAGGCGCCCGAGCAGCCAGGCAGAGCCCAUGGCCAUGAUAGCCAUGUCACUCUGCCUGCCGACUGGAAGCAUCGAAGAGAGUCCCGAGAGUCCCACGACAGAGGCACCGGCCACCUGGACCGAAGCUAUAGCUAUAGCUAUAGUCACAGGAACGGCCCGGGACCAUUCUGCCAUAAAGGUAAGAUCUCUGAAGAGGGGUUACGGGCAAGUGUUAUGUCCCUGAACAGUGAGAAUCCCUAUGCUACCAUCCGGGACCUUCCAGGUCUGCCUGGGGAACCCCGAGAAAGCAGCUACGUGGAGAUGAAGGGCCCUCCAUCAGUGUCUCCUCCCAGACAGCCUCUUCAACUCCGGGACAACCAGCAGCGGCAACUGCAGCCGCAGAGGGACAGUGGCACCUAUGAGCAGCCCACCCCCUUGAGCCAUAAUCAGGAGUCUGUAGGCUCCGUGCCCCCUCUUCCUCCGGGCCUGCCUCCCGGCCACUACGACUCACCCAAGAACAGCCAUAUCCCUGGGCACUAUGACUUGCCUCCAGUACGGCACCCUCCAUCACCUCCACCUCGCCGCCAGGACCGCUGAGGAGCCAGCAUGGUAUGGGAUAGUGCCUGCAUACCCUGCCAGGAGCAGGGACCGGAGCCGCAGGCCACAGGCAUUUGAUGAAGUGAACAGAGAGACUGCUGCCAGUGCUCGGCUGCCACUGAGGGAGACACUAGAUGGCAAAGCGUCUGACUCCCUUUCUCCAACGCACUGUUUCUCAAGGCCCCUGGGCCCUAUGGACACAAGUUGGUGGGCAGAAUGUUGUUG